Molecule: messenger RNA, 6027 nt
Organism: Vespa crabro (European hornet)
Lineage: Eukaryota; Metazoa; Arthropoda; Insecta; Hymenoptera; Vespidae
Gene: br
Product: broad-complex core protein isoforms 1/2/3/4/5-like
Exons: 8
Coding region: 2069-3937 (622 amino acids)
Biological process (GO): regulation of transcription by RNA polymerase II
Cellular component (GO): nucleus
Molecular function (GO): protein binding
Source: RefSeq, a predicted model, not a curated record
AUCGGCAAGAGUCAUUCGUAAGACAGUUGGCUUUGUUGAAUUUUUUACUAUAAGGCAUGGCUAAUCGAGAGGAACACGAAAGGAGCGGAAAAUUUAAAUUGUCGCGAAUCUGAUGUCGUAAAACAUUUGACAGCUGAAUAUCUGGACGAAUAUCGUCAUUUCUUUUGUCUUAUUUAUUUAUUUACUUUCUUUCGUUUUUUUUUUUCCUUUUGUUUGUUUUUUUCUUUUCUUUUCUUUCCUUCCGAUGAAAAAAAUGAUGCGAGGCCGAGCGAGGAGUUCGCCCGCUCGUUUCCGAUCGAAAGUGACAUUUUUGUUCUCUCGGUGCUUUACGCAUUUUCAUUUCGCGGCGGUACCUCGCGGCGGGCCAAAUCGGCCUGAGGGUGGAGUGGGGAGAGGAGGAGGAGGAGGAGGACGAGGAGGUAGAGGAGCGGGCGACGCGUCCGCAAGCACCGACCUCCCCACCAAUCCGGCCAAUGGCUCUCUCUCUCUCUCUCUCUCUGGCGCGGUCUCUCUUUCUUUAUCCCUAUACUCCCUCCUCAUCCUUCUCCUCGUCCUCCUACUCCUUUUCUCUUCCUUUUUUUCUUUCUUUUUUUCUUUCUCUCUUUCUUUCUCAGUGGCCUGGCGCGGCGCUCUCUCGCUCUCUUGCUCUCUGCGUACGCACUAUUUUUUAGUCCGCACUUAUUACGACAGAUGUCUCAUGCUACGAUAAAGAAUAACGCCGAACGACUUCCGCCCCGCGUUAGCUGCUAGUCCUAAGCAGACUCGGGAACUGCGACUUGGAGUUAACUUCGUUCGUGCCUUCACUCUUUCUAUCUCUCUCUCUCUCUCUUUUUCUUCGCUUGGUUCUCGAUCGAGCACGUGUCCGUCGUCUCUCCCUCGUCCGUCCGUCCGUCCGUCCGGAUAUUCGAAAUUCCCGCGUCGCUGGCGCCACGCGUCUCGCGCGGCCCUGACGGCGUUUAGCGGCUCGCGAGAGAAAAAAGAGAGAAAAAAGACACAAGGAAAGAGAACGAGAAAGAGUAAGAGUAAGAGAAAGAAGAAGAAGAAGAAGAAGAGGAAAAAGAAGAGAGAAAGAGAGGGAAGUGGGUGGCGAGAAACGAAACGUGGAAGGAGCGAGGGCGUGAAGAGGGAGGAAAAGAUAGCUGCUAGGUCUCCGGAUCGCGCGCGCUCGGGCGUUGUAUCGUUGAAGGGGCACCUCCCUCCCCCCUCUACGCUUGGUGUCUCUCUUUCUCCCUCCCUCCCUCCUUCCCUCCCUCCCUGUCUUUCUUUCUUUCUCUCACUCUCUUCGUGGCGCGCAACCACGAGACCUAACCUCUCCGCACCCUUUUCUCUCGUUCGCCGCGCGCGCUCUCGGCGAGCGCGUGCGAGAGGGAAAGGAGCUUGAGUGAGAACGAGUGAGAACGACAGAAAGAGGGAGAGAGAGUUAGAAAGAGAGACAGUGAGAGAGAGAGAGGGAGAGAGAGAGUGAGAGAAUCGCCGGCGCCGCUCCUGUCGUCUCUCGCGACGCCGCGCACUCUCCACUUUUUCGGCGAGAGAGAGAGAGCGAACACGCCGAGCGACGACGACGAGAGCUGACACGCGCCGCGCGAUCUUACGUACGGAUAUCGUUUCGCGAGAGUGGCGAUGCUACUGUUACCUCUUCCACCACCACCGUCACCGUCACUGUCACUGUUACCAUCACCAUCACCGUCACCGUCAUCAUCGUCAUCGUCACCGUUGCCGUUGCCGUUGCCGUCAACGUCGCCGUCACUUCCGUGUCUUCGCCGGCUUUUUCCUCGUCUUUGCCUUCCUCGCCUUUGAUUACGAGACGCGAUUAUCGCGAAUAUAUAAAUCCUUAGUGCCUGCGGCUCGCGCGCUUACACGGUGUGAACGACACAACGAUAUACGAUUAAUUAAGGAUACACCCGUUAUAUAUCGUUCGAGUAUUUUCGUAAAACAAAAAAAUAAGAAGAGGAAGAAAAGGGAGGAUUGUACAUGGAGCAUGGUGUCCCAAGGUUGAAGAGAGCCAAGAAGGGCGAGCACGUGAGCGUUGUCUUCGGCCGGUGUCGCGACGAGGUGAAUAGAUAUAACGAUGGUAGAUACGCAACACUUUUGUCUGCGAUGGAAUAAUUACCAAAGCAGCAUAACGUCAGCUUUUGAAAACUUGAGAGAUGACGAGGACUUUGUGGACGUUACAUUGGCUUGUGAUGGCAAGAGCCUCAAAGCACACCGGGUUGUACUUUCUGCUUGCAGUCCAUACUUUAGGGAACUUCUCAAGAGCACACCAUGCAAGCAUCCGGUGAUAGUACUUCAAGAUGUAGCGUUCAGUGACUUACAUGCCUUGGUGGAGUUCAUCUACCAUGGGGAAGUGAACGUACAUCAGCGUUCUCUUAGCAGUUUCCUCAAAACUGCAGAAGUACUUAGGGUAUCGGGUCUUACACAACAAGCUGACCAGACGGAUAGGGACGAGCUCUCACAUGUUCGCGCACUGGCUGCUGGUGUUAAUCAUCUUCCUUUUCACGAAAAAUCAGAAGAAAGUUUUCCUCGUAGUGGUUCCCCGCCGGCACCGACAACACCAACACCUACGACGGUGCAACAGUUAUUGCGUAGAGCACAGAUACGUAGGAACGAGAGGCGUACGCCGGAUCUUCACGAGGAUUCGGCGAAAAGAUCGAGGGUAUCCUCGCCGCCUCUCAACAAUAAUGACGCUACACCGACCGAUUUUUCGAUGGUGAAAAACAAUCAUCUUUCGAGUAAAGUGGAAGGUAACGGUGUCCACGAAGAGAACAGUCCCAUAGAAGAUACAAUAAAGUGCGAGCCUUUGGAAUUGACCGGUGGUAACGGUGGGAAUGCCGGUAACAACGAGGACUCUUCGGAUUCGGGAGCAGCGGCAUCGGAUAGGCCACCGGCGUCGGCGAGUAGUAACGAACACGAGCCUGAACCCGAACACACACCGACGCAAAAUUUUAUGCCGGAAAGCAAAUUGUUCACAUCGACGCCAGGAAGUUUUAACUUCAGUAUGGCAGCCCUCACGGAUCACACGCCAUUGUCAGUGAAAUUUCCAGGGUUGGGCCACGGGUUGCAAACGCCGGAUUUAGCAGGAACUUCGCAAGACCGGGAGGUCGCCGAGGAGGACGGGGGUUGGCAGUCCGCCACCAACGGCGAGAACCAACAACAAUCCGGGCAAUCGAGCGAAAUUACAGGCUCUGAUCAUUGCGAGGUGGUCCAGGAGAACCACCAGCAGCUGCCGAUAAUCGAUCUCUUAGAUGGCAUUAACGAUCACGUGCAGAUCGUCCUAAAAUCGGAGCCCCUGUCUCCGAAGAUCAGCGAGCUCGAGUCUUGUCUUCUUUCGCCGGAACACGACGAGUAUAAGACGAACGAUCAUUACGAUCAAUAUCAUCCUCAUUAUCGUCAAUCGCAACAGCAACAACAACAACAACAACAACAACAACAGCAACCGCAACUGCAACAACUACAGCAACAACAGCAGCAGCAGCAUCAUCAUCAUCAUCAUCAACAACAGCAACAGCAACAACAGCAACAACAACAACAACAACAACAACAACAACAAAACAACCAACAUCACCGUUAUCCAAGCCAGGAGAGACUCGUAGCCAAUCUAUCGAUUGGCGAUCCCCGUUGGUUCUCUCAUGGAAACGAGCCGGCUCAGCCGGUAGCGAAAGUCCGUGAGGUAUCCCGAAGGAACGCGGAACAUGAGUUUAAGUUCUCAGGCCGAUCGAUCGGCGGCACUUACUGCAGCUUCUGUCAGAAAACCUUCUCUCGCGCAUGGUCUCUUCAGAGACACCUCGCGGACACGCACUUCUAUGUACCGCAAUCGUUGUCCUGCGAUCAGUGCGGGAGAAUUUACAAGAGCAGGAACAGCUUGGUCAGUCACAAGAGCCAAUAUCACGCGAGAAAGGAACGCAAAGAUCACGAUAUCCAUUGCGAACUUACAUAUUGAUCCCACGAUAGAUCACUAUUAUCGCUAAUCGCAUAGAGAAAUUAUAUUUUCUCGCGAUUGACGCGCGAUCUUUAGUGUCGAAAAUCUCUCUAGGUUCGCUAUUUUGUAAAUAUUAGACCAUUUUUUACUUGCUCGUCGCGAUAACGUUGGCUAUCUCGGUUCGGAGGUAACGCGCGGAUCGCGAAAGUUCUUCGUCCGUCCGUUCGUCCGUCCGUUUUCCUCGUUCUCUCGUUCGCUAAGAAUUUUAUAAUAAUAAAAGUUUAUUCCUCGUUAAAAAAUAUCCGUUCACAGCAGCUAGUCUGUUCGUUUUAUUUAUUAUUAUUAUUAUUAUUAUUAUUUUUUUUUUAAUAUUAGUUACCACAAAAACCAAAGAAACUUUUUCAUUUUUCCUUUUUAUUACCUUCGUUUCUCCUUAUUAUUAUUAUUAUUUUUUCUUUUUUUUCUUUUUAUGCUAUAUUAUAUCGAGAAAAUACUGAGACUACAAUUUUUUUUUCAAUCGAUUCCAUGAAAAUAUUUCGUCUUAUCGUUUAUAUUAUAUACGAAUUAUUGUUACUGCAGCUCGAUGGUAACGUGAGCUUUUUAAUCCACGCUCAGAAUAAAUCUUUUGUCGUUUUAGCUCUGAAAGAGAGGGAGAGAGAGGGAGAGAGAGAGAGAGAGAGAGAGAGAGAGAGAGAGAGAGAGAGAGUUCUAUGGAUACGUUGCUCAUUGCCCAUACGAUAAGCGCCUAUGAACCUUUAUCGGUUAUCAACUUUUGUCUCUGAGCGCCACCUCGUACGACUAUUCGGUAUCAGAACGCCGAAAUAUUGUUUCCAGGAAUUAGACACUUCGUCUUGUUAAUGCCCGUGAUUCGAUCCCCGUAUUCUUUCGAGUUAUUGGAAUUACCAUUGAGACACGUUAGUUUAAUUUCCAACGAAUGCAUGUCAUUUGGAUUAUAUAUAUAUUCAUAAAGAAUAUGUGUAUCUUUCAGUUCAAGCAAAGUAGGAGUGCUCCGUAUUAAAAUUGGUAUAUGCUAAAUUAACAAAGUUUCUCAUACGAAUCGUGAUCUAAUUUUAUCGGUUUACUUAUACGGAAUUACGAGAAGUUCGACCAUUAUCUUGGACGUUAACUGCGAUAUUAUCUGGAGUUUUGGUACAUCGAUCAUUAGCGAUUUUGAACAGGCUGUCGAACGAACUAAUCGGGCGGUAUCACGUGUAGAGAUAACAUUAUUUAUUCGAUAGAAUUGCAUCGGAUUACGUAGUACGAUCGGGCAGUCAAUAAUAGCGCAUCAGUCAAUUUCAAAUCGAUAGGAAAUGGUUCACCUUCCAUCCAUCUCUUAUUAUCUUAUUAUCGUACAGAGAAAAAUAUGAUUAUCUAUCGCAAAUAUUGAUUUUUUUAUCGAAUGUACGACAGUACAUUCUCUUAUUCUGGCAUACGUAUGAUUAAUUAACCGAUUGUUCUAUGGUACGAGCUUUCGUUCAUUGUUCGUCACAUUUCGAGAUAUAUAGAUAGGGGAGAUUUUUAUUACACAAUCAUAUAUAUAUCCAUCCCUUCCUAUAUAAUAGGAUAACUUUAGUGAAAAAGGGAAUUCUCAAUUGGUACGCUGUUAUUGACUGGUUUUACAAGUGCCCCCCUCCCGUCUAUGUAUAUAUAUAUAUAUAUAUAUAUAUAUAUAUAUAUAUAUAUAUAGAUAAAAUACAUGCAUACAUACAUACGUAACAGGCGCGAGUUAGUUGUUUUCCAAAUACCACGAAUCGGUGAAACGCAAACCGAUUCUCCAAAUUGCGCUUGAAAUCUUCGAAUGGCUCUCGAUGACCCUGGUGGUGCCCUUGUGUCCUGUGGAUUUGCGGUUCGUUCGUAGAGGUUUAUUUUUUUCACGCAUUCCGCGUUCAGAAAAAAAGAAGAGAGAGAGAAAAAAAAAGAAAUAGCGUAACUCAAAACGAGAUAUAACGGAUUGAAAUUGGUUGGCAUUUAGUUAUCAUAAUGGAGAUCGAAUCAUGGCAAUUAAUUUGUUCCAUUUAAAUCGUAUACUAAGUAAAGUUAACAAAGCAAUGUACCUAUCACGGUGUAAGCGUCGUUAAUCAAUGAUGAAAUAAAAUGCAUUUGAAAAUGGA